Prunus avium (sweet cherry) is the source of this 1020-nucleotide messenger RNA. The record is from RefSeq and is a predicted model, not a curated record. NCBI's taxonomy places the organism in Eukaryota, Viridiplantae, Streptophyta, Magnoliopsida, Rosales, Rosaceae.
CUCACAACGCACGCAGCAGCAAUAAUAUCAACGACACGAGGACAAUCAACGAAAUGCAAGGUUAGGGAUUGCGUUGACCGUCAACGCCAGCGUGGUCACUCCAAAACAAAGACUCCACGGAAUCUCCGCCACCCACCACGUGUCUCGUUCCCAUUGGACCUAUCUCUCUCCCCUUCCUCGUCGCGACCAUUUUUAAGCCCCCAACCGGAUUCCUAUCUUCCAUUUUACGAGCUUAGAUUAGAUCUUCUUCCUUGUGGACCAGAAAGGUUUGAUAAUUAUUUACACAUAGCAAAGAUGUCGCCAACUGAUUCUUCACGUGAGGACAAUGUGUACAUGGCCAAGUUGGCCGAACAGGCUGAGCGCUAUGAGGAAAUGGUUGAAUUUAUGGAAAAAGUUGCAAAGACCGUUGAUGUCGAGGAACUAACUGUGGAGGAAAGAAACCUCCUUUCUGUUGCCUAUAAGAAUGUGAUUGGAGCUAGGAGAGCUUCGUGGAGAAUCAUUUCUUCCAUUGAGCAGAAGGAGGAAAGCAGGGGUAAUGAGGAUCAUGUUGCAAUUAUCAAGGAAUAUAGGAGCAAGAUCGAGACCGAGCUGAGCAAGAUCUGUGAUGGUAUCUUGAAUCUUCUUGAGUCACACCUCAUUCCAUCUGCCUCAUCUGCUGAGUCCAAGGUCUUCUAUUUGAAGAUGAAAGGUGAUUACCACAGGUACCUUGCUGAAUUUAAGACUGGAGGCGAGAGAAAGGAAGCAGCUGAGAGCACCUUGUUGGCUUACAAGUCUGCUCAGGACAUUGCCCUUGCUGAGCUGGCUCCAACCCACCCAAUAAGGCUUGGGCUUGCACUUAACUUCUCAGUCUUUUACUAUGAAAUCCUUAACUCACCAGACCGUGCUUGCAAUCUGGCAAAACAGGCUUUCGAUGAGGCUAUUUCCGAGCUUGACACAUUGGGUGAGGAAUCAUACAAGGACAGUACUUUGAUCAUGCAACUUCUCCGAGACAAUCUGACACUCUGGACUUCCGAUAUCACG